Molecule: messenger RNA, 261 nt
Organism: Prunus armeniaca (apricot)
Lineage: Eukaryota; Viridiplantae; Streptophyta; Magnoliopsida; Rosales; Rosaceae
Source: the annotation of a GenBank genome assembly
AUGGCACCAAGGAAGAUGCUGAAGAGGAAGGAAACUGAGGAAGAAAAAAUUAUUCAAGCGGCCCCCUUUCUUAUUGGAGAUGGGGUUCUUCUCGAACGGGAGCCAAUGAGACAUGGUAGUCCUUGGCAAGAUUGGGUGCUAGACAUGAAACCUCAGUUUGGCUCUUACUGGAAGGCUAAUGGCAUUUAUGACGCCAUUCUGUUUAGCCUUCAGGACUUGAAACCAGAGUCAUCCCUUCUAGCCUCUACCUUGAUGUUCUGA